CAGCGUUGUGCCGAUGCGUCCUUUCCGUCUAAACAGCCAAGAUGAGAGUCGGGCUUUGCAUAUUCAGCGGGUUCAAGAUAUACCCAGGCCAUGGGAAGACCGCCGUGAAGGCCGACGGCAAGACCUACACCUUCAUCCACAAGAAGGCUGAAAAGUCAUUCAACAUGAAGAGGAAUCCUCGUGAAGUCACCUGGACUAUCCUCUACAGGCGUAAGAACAAGAAGGGUCAGGAUGAGGAGACAGUCAAGAAACGCUCCCGCCGCACCCACAAGUUCCAGCGGGCCAUUGUUGGUGCCUCUUUGUCUGACAUCAUGGCAAAGAGGAACAUGAAGCCUGAAGUCAGGAAGGCCCAGCGGGAGCAGGCUAUCAGGGCUGCCAAGGAGAAGAACAGGGCCACAAAAAGCGCCAAGGCAAAGACGGCCACACAGAGCAAGGCGAAGCAGCCCAAGCAGAAGAUGAAGGUGCCCAAGGCGAAGGCGAUGCCCAAGCAGGCCCCGCGUGUGGGCGGCAAGAGAUAAGGCCGGCUCGCUUUCACGUAUAAUUUCCAACCGCUGCAAAAAUACACGCAAACAAAUAA
Pollicipes pollicipes is the source of this 577-nucleotide messenger RNA. It is a transcript of the gene RpL24, whose product is annotated as ribosomal protein L24. The record is from RefSeq and is a predicted model, not a curated record. Gene Ontology annotation, molecular function: mRNA binding; structural constituent of ribosome. NCBI's taxonomy places the organism in Eukaryota, Metazoa, Arthropoda, Thecostraca, Pollicipedomorpha, Pollicipedidae. Gene Ontology annotation, cellular component: cytosolic large ribosomal subunit. The transcript is spliced from 6 exons. Bases 42 to 518 code for a protein of 158 amino acids. Gene Ontology annotation, biological process: cytoplasmic translation.